Molecule: messenger RNA, 6200 nt
Organism: Doryrhamphus excisus (bluestripe pipefish)
Lineage: Eukaryota; Metazoa; Chordata; Actinopteri; Syngnathiformes; Syngnathidae
Source: RefSeq, a predicted model, not a curated record
GGUCUUUCGGGGAAUGGGUGGAAUUUAACGAGGUAAUGUUUUUCUCAGCACUGGAGAUAAAAAAGCCAUCGGACUAGAGUUGCUGCAACAAGCCUCGUCAAGCGACGACGAACAUGGCGACGCGACAAGCGGAAACUUAGCACAACAAUCGACAACAACUGAUGACUUUCGAUCCUCCGGACUUGGUGUUUAUGUUCAUAUGGGGUCGUCGGGUCGGAGUUUGAGGUCUGCUGUGCUGCCCGUGGAUUAACGCAAGAGACUCCAUUCCCGCUGUCAUCUAGCGUUUAAAGUAUGGAUUUGUGGGAACAAGUGUGAACACUUAGUGUGUGUGUGUAUGUGAGUGGAAAAACAGUUUUUUUUUCGCCCACUGGAGAAAGUCGACCCACGGAGUGAGUCCCGGAUAAGCUCGGCGGACACUUGUUGAAAUCCAACUUAGCGAGAAAAGCUCCAUUGCUCCUAAGCUAACGCUGUUAGCAAGAUUCCGGCUAACGUAGCAUAUACUUUGUGGAGUAUGUCUAGCUAAACCCUUUAAGUGCGACUCACGCCGGUUUACGUUCGGUAACCGUUUACCGAAUUGGAACGUCGACGGGUGGGCAAUGUGGUUUUUGUUGGCGUGUGUGUGUGAAAACGUUACAGGUGGAUGUGACAAGUCCGUUUAGCUAGGCUAGCUAACUUGCUACUCCGUUCAUGUUCCGUGUUAUGUUGUGUUAGCUUUCACGGCUAAAGUCGAAAUAGAGUAUCAAUAUCAACUCGUAUUGCAUUAUUAACUUCAUUUCAAGUCUUACAAUCAACGCAGAUAAUUAACUCAGUUGUGACAACUUUUAUUUUAUUUUUUAAUCCAUCAAGUUCUGAUAUAGUUUGACUUUUUUUGUAAUGGAUCUUAAAAAAUAGAGCGUUGAUUCAGCUUUUUUUCAAAGUCGCUGGAGGGGGGGGCACCAUGUCCGGCUCCCCGGGAACAGGGGGUUCGAACCCCCGGAAGUUCAGUGAGAAGAUAGCGUUGCACAACCAGAAGCAAGCGGAAGAGACGCGGGCCUUCGAACAGCUGAUGACGGACCUCACUGUCUCAAGGGUGCAGUUCCAGAAGAUCCAGCAGCUUCGUUUAUCUCAACCGCGACCGCAGUACUACGGAGGGUCUUUGCCCAACGUCAAUCAGAUUGGCAACGCCAACACCGACUUUCAGGGCGGCUUCCCAUCAGGGUUGGAUUCUGUCAGAGGUACUCGCCACCAUGGGCUGGUUGAGCGAGUCCACAGGGAACGCAACCGCAUCAACUCUCCCCAUCGCAGACCGAUCGACAAGCACGGGCGCCACAUGGAGAGCUCUCCGUAUGGAACAGUAUACCUCUCCCCGCCUCCUGACAACAGCUGGAGAAGGGAUCCGCCCCCGUGGAGCGAGGAAAAACGACCCGGGUUUAGGUUAAUAUCACAACUCAACAGAACCAACUCAGACUCGGCUCUUCAUACGAGUGCUAUGAACCCAAACCCGCAGGACCCCUUCGGCGUGAACAAACAGAUGGGCCGAGGUCCCCCUCAGUGUAAUGGCUGGCAUGGGGCAAGUUUAAACGAGGCACAAGGGGAUGGGACUGGAGAUGUCUUUUCUUUCCCCACGCUACCAAAUGACGAGAGUCUCAUCGGCGUCAGUAAGCCACUCCCCAAACAACUGUGGGAAGCCAAAAAGGCCCAGUCUCUUGCAUCAAGGCCGAAAUCAUGUGAAGUGCCCGGUAUCAAUAUUUUCCCGUCUCCAGAGCAAAACCCUGGUCUUUCCCACUACCAAGGCUCAUUAAAUACAGGCGGAUCCCUACCCGAUCUCAGUAACCUGCACUUCCCUUCCCCACUCUCCACUCCGCUGGACCCCGAGGACAGCGGAGGAUACCCUAAUCUCAGUGGAGGGAGCAGCACCGGAAACCUGCCGGCAGCCAUGAUGCACCUCGGCAUUAGCAACUCACAGGGCCUCUCCUCUUCUCUGAGCAAUCCUGCAAUCCAAGCGUCCCUCAACAACUGCCAGCUUCAGGCUUCUCUCAGCAAUCCCUCCAUCAACUCGUCUCUGCGUCUUUCUGGGAACUCCCCUCGACGAAGACCCGCCCCCAUCAGCCCCCUCACGCUCUCCCCUGGCGCCGAGCAACGGAGGGGUCUGCCGAAGCAGUUGUCUCCCACUAUGUCCCCAUCGUUGUCCCCCAUUACACAGGGAGUUGCUCUAGACACCAGCAACAUGCCAAGGGAGCCGCCCCCCCCCUACCCGCUCUACCAGCAAUCCCCAAACGCAGUGGACCAGACCCGACACUUGCAGCAGCAGCAGCACCGACAUCAACAGCAACCCGUCUCCCCUCUGCAGAGCGUCCCACUGGACUUUAAUCCAAGUCAGCACAACAACAUGGCAGCGCUCUUUGGCGACUCUUUCAUGGAGCAACAGUUGUCCAGUCGCCCAAGCAAAACUCUAUCAUACCAGUUGGACCAGUUCAGUUUACUGGAAACCGCAAUGGGUUCCACAGCGGGUACAUCCUGCUUCGACCCUUCCUCGUCCGCCAUGUACUCCUCCCAGGCAGGUCUUGGUGGUAACCACGGUAACCCCCAGGACCCCAUGAACAUGUUGUACUCCAACUGUAGCGGAGGACUCCCCAACAUCAUUCUCACUGAUGACUCCCACCCCGCUCUGUCGAAAGACAUCGGCGGCGUGCUUUCCACGGUCCCCGAGUGUUUCGACUCGGAAGGGGGCUUCCCGCUGGAAGACGAGCUUCACAUCGAGCCCCUCAGCCUGGACGGUCUGAGCAUGCUCAGCGACCCCGAUAUGGUGCUGCCGGACCCGUCUGUGGAGGAUACGUUCCGCAGCGACAGACUCUGAGUGUGGUGCCCCCCCCCACCCCCCCACUCACACCCCCCCACACACACACACACACACAUAUGCAUGAAUGUGAAUAUGCAUGCAUGGAGCAGGCUGCCACUAAGCAUCGGAAAAUGUGAACAAAAUGGACGCCAUAAUCUACACUUUCCAUAACGUUGGAUGGUAAAGAAACAUAGUUUACACCCCCCCCACACAUUUACCAUACAUUCGUGAUGGUACAACCCGUCGUCGGUCGUCCGGCAAAGGCCUGCUUUGUCCCCCGCUUCAAUCUAAUAGUUUCACCUUCUUUCGUCACCAUAGCAACAUCGUCGCCAUGGUUACGUAUCACUGCAACCAGCGGAGAUGCCAAACACGCAGCUCCCAUAAACGCGUCGCGUCGCGUCACGUCACAUACGUCACACGGGUAGGAAAACAAUCAAGUCUUAGCAAUUUAUUUUUUUUUUUUGAGGCCACAGAUAUUUAUAAAUAUAUAAAUAUAUAUUAAUAUAAGUCCAAUUUUUAGUAUGACGAGAAUUAUUAUUAUUAUUAUUAUUAGACAACAAAAAGGGCAAACUGUUUUUAAAACGUGUGUGUUACUGAAAGGCUAAAAAUUCAUGCGAGGCGUGCUUUGCGUAAAGAUUAGAUAUAUUCCCUCAAACGGGUCACGAUGUAUGCAUCCAUUUUUAUUUUUUUUUAUUAUUAUUAUUAUUAUUAUUAUUACGUCAAAAUGUAUGUUGUAUUUGAAGUUUCGUACAGCGCUUGCACCGUACCUCCAUGUGUGUGUGCUAAAAGGGCAUGGGGCUGUACAUAGUAUAUAUAUACCACUGUGGGUCAGCCAUGUUUGCAGGCCCCCCCGCCCCCCCACCCCAAUACCCCCAUGUGGACAUGGGACACUAUGUAAAAUUGCACUUCAUAUAUUUUGCACUAUUUAGUUACACAAGAAUAAUGUUUAUUUUUUUUGUUUGUUUUUUUUUUUUUACAUGACAAACCCAAAGAAUGAAGACUAUUCAAAUUGGCAUUGAGUGCCCCCCCCCCCCUUGUUGUCUGGGAAUGAGGAUUAAUUAAUUAAUUCAUCCAAGGGUGAUGGAGCAUUGCACCGCUUCGCUCAUUCAGCUAUGCAACCCUACCCCCCCCCCGCCGUCCCCUAUGCGGCCCCUGCCCCACCUGUUGAACAGGUAUGCCAUAUUACACUAUGCAGUGUAGCAAAAAAACAUGCAGGUUCCUGAUACGGAAGCAUCCAAACAAUAUUACAUGUGUCCGGUGUCCACAGUGUUUAUACUUCAGUCUGAGAACGACGGCGUCGGUAAUAAUCAGGGGUGUCCAACAUUAAAAAAAAAAAAAUUAAAAAAAACGGCAAAAGAAGUAAAAAAAAAAAAUGAUGAAUUAAAUUAUACACUUUGUCACUUGCAAACUCCACAUUAAGAUGGCCGAAGGUGGAAUUGAACCCGCGUCUCCUAGCUGUGAAGUCUGCACGCUAACCACUCAACACCGUGCAGCCCAUAAUGGGAAUAGUUUUUUUUUUUCAAACUCAUAUUGGUACUUGUUUGUAUAUUUCUUAUUAUUCAUUCAUUCAUUUUCUACCGCUUAUCCUCACAAGGGUCGCGAAAGGUGCUGGAGCCUAUCCCAGCUGUCUUCGGGACGAGCGAGAGGCGGGGUACACCCUGGAAUGGUCGCCAGCCAAUCACAGGGCACAUAUAGACAAACAACCAUUCACACUCACAUUCAUACCUAUGGACAAUUUGGAGUGGCUAAUUAUAACCUAGCAUGUUUUUGGAAUGUGGGAGGAAACCGUCCAUUAAAAUGUUAAUUCACAACAACAAACAAAAAAAACAACAACAGGAGGUCAUCAAACCGCCCUCACUCACGGUGCACCAAAAAGCAUGGAACUGCAAUACACACAUUAUGCGUGUGGGGAACAUUUACACAACUAACAUCCAUGAAAAAAAGCACAUUUUAUACUCCCUUAUAACCCACAAGACAUGCUGGGUAACUUUUGGCAUGUGUGUGUGUGUUCCUCAGCAUUUAUGUGGGUUAUAUUAUAAUUAUAAUAUAUAAUAAUUAUUUAAUAUAAUAAUAUAAUAAUAAUAUAUAUAAUAAUUAUUUAAUGUAAUAAUAAAAUAAUCAUAUAUAAUAAUUAUUUAAUAUAAUAUAAUAAUAUAUAAUUAUUAAUAAUUAAAUAGUUGUUAUUAAUAACUAAUUAUUUAUUAUUAUAUUAUUAUGAUAUAAUAAUAGCACAAGUUUAUAACGAGUAAUAAUAAUACAAUAAUAUAAUUAAUAAUUAUUUUUAAUAAUGAUUAAUUAUUGUUUAAUAAUUAUUAUUAAUAAUAAUUAAAUACAUAUUAUAUUAUAUUAUUAUAUAACUAAUAAUAAUUUAACAAUAAUUAAUAAAUGAAUAUUAUUUAUUAUUAUAUUAUUAUUACUACUCGUUAUAAACUUGUGUUAUUGUUAUUAAUAAUUAAUAAAUAAUAAUAAUUAUUAACUAAUUAUUAAUUAUUUAUUAUUAAUUAUUAAUAAAUUGUUCUUAUUAUUAUUAUCCCAGCUCACAAUUUUGUUUUGAGGUUUAUAAGUGACGUGACGUCCAUUAAAAUGUUAAUUCAUAACAAAACAACAAACCGCCCUCACUCACGGUGCGACAAAAAAAUCCUAUGAGUAACAUGGAAUGCACCACACAAACGAUGCGGGUAUUGAACGCUUCCACUGUAAUAUACAUGCAAAAAAAAAAUUUUUUUAAAGACUCCUUUAUAACCCGCAAGACAUGCUGGGUAUGUUCCCAUGUAUUCCUUGUAUUAUAACGUUUAGUUUGGACACCUCUGGUCGACGUGGACGGUCAUGAAGAAUCUUAAUGACAUGCUUGUGUUCGAUUCUUCGAUAAAAAGUGACGCACGGGUACAAAAAAAAGCAUAAAAUGAAUCGGGGGUUUGUUUUUAUCGGACUUUUGAGUUUUGGACUCGCUUUGUCCUAAACAGCGCUAGCCGGCGGGCUCACUGUGAGCAAAUGGGAGCUACUUUUUAACGUUUUCUUUUCUUUGUCGGGAUGCAUCUUAACACGCUUUGUCUUUUCCUGCCUGCCUUUUGCUGCCUUACUCGUGUAUUUCAUCUUUUUUUUUUUAUAAUUAUUAUUAUUCCAGCUAGCCAUCAUGUCCUUUUUAGCUUUAGCUAGCUGUCAUUUACCAUCACUGCAUUUUAGCCACAUAUUCAAAUGUACAGUUCUGUUAUUUAAAGAUAUAUGUCCACUAGUGUUACUACUUAUUUUAUAUGUCUUUAUUUUUUCCUCACAAAAUAUGAAAUAUGUUUUGGUUUUUAAUGUGUUUAGCGCUUACCUUUUUUUUUUUUUUUGAUUUUAAUAUAAACAAUAAAAGCCCUCAUAACUGUGCUGUAUGGAGAUA